Molecule: messenger RNA, 2261 nt
Organism: Salvia miltiorrhiza (redroot sage)
Lineage: Eukaryota; Viridiplantae; Streptophyta; Magnoliopsida; Lamiales; Lamiaceae
Exons: 8
Coding region: 433-1731 (432 amino acids)
Biological process (GO): regulation of DNA-templated transcription
Cellular component (GO): nucleus
Source: RefSeq, a predicted model, not a curated record
GUGCCAAACAAACAUGCCCUUAGUACCAAAUAUUGAAUUUUUUGGGAAUUUCUAUAAUUAACCGGUUAAUUCGGUUAACCGAUUAAUCGGUCCGGUUUAACCGACCGGUUAAUCGGUUAACCGAACCAAAAAUCGGUUCGAUUUUCGAUUAUCAAUUUCAGCCUUAAUCGGUUCUGAUUAACCGGUAAAUCGAUUCGGUUAUAAUCGAACCGGACCGAUUACCAGCCCUACGUACCACACACCAUUGCACUCUUUGUACUGUUUUUCUUUUCGUUCACGAACAAUCGUGUAAAGACCAGAUUGUAAAUUUAAACCCUAAUUUCACAAAUUCUCGAUUUCUUUCUAAUUGGCUAUCGAGAGAUAGUUUUGGUUCAGCAGAAAGAGAAGAAGAAGAAGGAAAACAAUCCAUAACUUAGGGUUCAAUUUGGGGGAAUGGCAUCCGAGAAGAAGGCGUCGGAGGGCAUAGCGUUGCUCUCGAUGUACGGCGACGAAGAUGACGAGAUGGAAGAACUCGAUGAGGAAGUAGAAAACAUUCAUGAAGAUGGAAUUCCCCCGCCGGCGUCGGAUGCCGUCGCCGUGAACGAGAAUGAUGGUAUUAACGAUUACGGCAAUGAACAAAUGCAGCGGCAACAGGAAGAGAGAGGUCAAUUCAACGACUACACUCCUCCAGCAUCCGCGACUCCGCAGCAAAAUCUCUUCUCGCCCCAAGAGCGGAUGCAAGCACAACAUUUUAGUUCGGAUUUGAAUAAUGUUCAGAGCCAAAAGAGUCGACUGACUAUUGUGGAUUAUGGCCAUGAAGAGGGCGCGAUGUCUCCGGAAGCAGAGGAAGGUGAAAUCAUGGCAACUGGUCGAGUAACGUAUGGAGAGCAACUUCAAAGUAGUGAUGGUGAAUCACGAGAAAAGAUAUCACCAGGUAUGGCUCGGCAUCCAACACCUAGCACUCAAGGUGCAACCCCCCAAUCAUUGGAGCCAGCUGAUCAGCCUGAAUCAGAUGCCAUGAAUUAUGCUACAAAUGAAUCAGAAGCUGCAGGGACUGAGGAUGCUGUUAUGGGUUCUGUCGAGGAUCAAAAGGAUGUCGAUCCAUUGGACGACUUUUUGCCCCCACCUCCCAAGGCCAAAUGCUCAGAAGAACUACAAGAGAAGAUUAGUAGGUUUCUUGCUCUAAAGAAGACUACUGGAAGAAGCUUUAAUGCAGAGGUGCGGAAUAGAAAGGAAUAUCGAAAUCCUGAUUUCCUGCUGCAUGCUGUGACUUACCAAGAUAUUGAUCAGAUAGGAUCCUGCUUCCGUAAAGAUGUAUUUGACCCUCACGGAUACGACAAAAGCGACUUUUAUGAUGAAAUAGAAGUUGACAUGAGACGGGAAAUGGAAAGGAAAGAGCAAGAAAGGAAAAAAAGUCAGAAGUUAGAGUUUACUCCUGGAGGAGUACAACCGGGAAAUGUUCUUCCUACAUCAAAAAUCAACAUACCAACUCCAGGAAAUGUACCACCAGCUACUUCAGACGGCAUGGCUCGGGAUGGUAGACAGAACAAAAAGUCAAAAUGGGAUAAGGUGGAUGUUGACCAAAAGAGUUCUUUGACCGCUGGAGGGCAAGAAAAUCUUUCUGCUGUUGGUGCUCAUGCAGCACUCCUAUCUGCCGCUAAAGCUGGUAGUGGAUACUCAGCAUUUGCGCAACAAAGAAGGAAGGAAGCAGAAGAUAGACGAUCUAGUGAUAGAAAAUCGGACAGAAGAUAGUGAAGUUGUCCUUUCUGAUGAUAAGGCCUGGACUUCCAUAUUAACCAUAAGGAUCGGCUAGUUACGAAGAUUUCAAGACCGUAGCCUAUCUUCAUAACAUACGCUAUACGCAUGGUCAUCGGCAAGUUUUAGAUAACAUCAAUCCAGUAUUUUGGUGGUUACACUAAUGGAUCGUAUAUACUCGAAAGUUGUACACUCAGGAUAAUCGACAUAUAGUGAAAUGCUUGAUCCUGUGCUGUCUCUAUUCGGAACAAUUUUUGGGGUGGGAUAGUUCAGUGAGUAUCAGGUAACGUUUUGCUAUUUAAUUUUUCAACGGUUGUUGAUUUUGUGAAAUUUAUUGCCUUGGUUUAUAUAAUCUUUCAGAGAUAUAUUUUCUGGGCCAAUGCUGUUCGUGUGUUUUGUGUCAUGAUGAGUUGUAAUUGGUUCUAUAUCCCAUCUUGUGUCACUGUCAGCAGUCAAAUGCCAUCAUUGAUGAUAUGGAAUCAAAGCAGAAAAGAAGACCAAUCUCAUACUUUAUUUUUUUUAUCAAA